UAUCGUCUCGAGGGCCCCAAUUGGCCCGCGGACCGCGAGUUUGAGACCCAUGUCCUAUAAUAAAGGUGCCCAUAAGCAAGGCACCGACACCACCACUAGCUGCCAACAAUAAAUAUACAUUUCAGCAGAGUGGUGCAGGAAAUGAGCUGCCUGUAGCUUUUUGUCUUUGAAUGAAGAAAUUUUGCAGCUGUUCGAGUCAUUCUCUGUGAGAUCCUCUUUCAAAAUCACGACUCUGUUUCGCGCGUUUAUUUAACCCUCCCUACCAUGAAGCACGAGCUACUAAUCAUGCACAGACGUGCACCAACGUGCUUUUUAGCCCACAUUUCUUGGCGGACUAAAGCUGCAUUCCGCCCCACCCCUUACAAACAACAUCAUCACCACUGUACCUAAAUCAGGAAGCACCGAGACACGUUUUCCUUUUCUUUUUCUUUUUUUUAUACGGAGACACUUUGGUGAUUACAGCAGCGGCGAACCAUAAAGGGGAAAAGGCGUUAUUGUUGAUGUUGUUGACGACCACCGUCGACCACUGUUGAAAGAAGAUUGACAGUUGGUUACAUCCAGUACAAGGCUCAGCUGUGGAUGCAUUUGGCACAGACAAACCGGAGAAGGUCUCUGUCAGCAGCAUGGGCCAGCAUCUAGGAAAGAGGGAGUCACCUGUAGACAUGAAGGCUCCAUCACCUGAACCCGAAGCAGAGCAGGAAACAGCAGCAGCAGAAGCAGUAGCAGAAUCUGAACCACAAGAUGAAGUCUUUGGCCUGGGUGAGGCAGAUGCGAACCAGAACAAUGGCUGCAUCUUGGAGAAGCCGGUGGUGACUGACUCCACGGGCGCUGAGGGCCCCCGCCAGCCCUGGGCCCAUGCCAGCACAGCUGACCCUGACGCCGCCACACCACGCCCCCACCUGGCCCGCCUCUUCUCCCGAGAUGCCCCGGGCCGAGAGGACAACACCUUCAAAGAGCGACCCUCCGAAUCGGACGAGCUACAGACCAUCCAGGAACACAGCGGAGCGGCUUCAGAGUGCGGGUCGGAGAGCCCCGAACAGGACCUAGAAUAGGCUAGCUUUUUUUUUCCCUCCCUCCUUUCUUUUCUCUUUUCCCUCCUCUUUUUCGGUCUCUCAUUUAAGAGAGAAACAAGAACCCCACAUUUGACAAAUACAAACCAACCACUACUACACCAACCAUGGCAUCUGCAAGCAGCUCUGCACAGGCCGCCUUCGGGCUGGGCCGGAGGAAGAAGAACCCCGGGCUCCUGGAUCAGAUUGGAAAGUUCUUUGGA
Centropristis striata (black sea bass) is the source of this 1273-nucleotide messenger RNA. RefSeq names its product myelin basic protein-like. Lineage: Eukaryota; Metazoa; Chordata; Actinopteri; Perciformes; Serranidae. The transcript has 4 exons. The record is from RefSeq and is a predicted model, not a curated record. The coding region runs from base 624 to 1052 and encodes 142 amino acids. Gene Ontology annotation, molecular function: structural constituent of myelin sheath.